CGGCGAGAGGGCGGUUUGCGCCUGCGCAGUGCCACCCUCCUGCUUGGUCCCCCUUUCCAACGGCCCAUUGGGACUGGGAUGGCGGGGGCCCGAGAGGUGGUGACGCUCCAGCUGGGGCCCUACGCGGGCUGCGUGGGUGCCCAUUGGUGGGGACUGCAGGAAUCUUCAUACAUCUCUGAUUCCGCGACUGCAAGAUCCGACGAGACCCUUCACCACAAUGUGCUCUUCCGGCCGGGAAGAUCCUCCCAAGGGCAGGAGACGUACACCCCCCGCCUCAUCCUCAUGGACCUCAAAGGGAACAUGGGCUCUUUGAAGCAGGAGGGAACCUUGUACCACGAUACCAAUACCGACACCCCCGUGGCAUGGAAGGGGACUCUGACGACACACCGAGAAGAUCCGUCUCCUGUUAACCCCUUCCUAAAAGGCCUUGGCAGGUCAGAGGAUAACAGGUCUUCUGGCAGCGGCUAUUCUCCUAGGACCCUUCCCGGUGAUGCUGAGCGGCAGCAUGAAGCUCCAGAGACGCUUCCCUCGGAGGCCACGGCACACGUUUGGUCGGAUUUCCUCCGGACAUCUCUGCACCCCCGGAGCACAUUAGCCAUCCAACAGUACAGUCACGAAGGGGAUUCGAGUCAACUCGAGGCCUUUGGGCAAGGAGAAAAGCUGCUACAAAGCGCUGCGUAUGCCGAGGAGCUGGAAGACAGGCUGCAUUUCUAUGUGGAAGAAUGUGACUACCUGCAGGGUUUCCAAGUCCUCUGCGACCUGCACAGCGGUUUUUCAGGCAUUGGGGCGAAGGUUACCGAGCUACUUCAAGACGAGUAUGCCGGGAAAGGAGUCCUGACGUGGGGCCUGGCUCCAAUGCACAAGUCUGCAGUUCCACAGAAGAAUUUCUAUCGGCUCAUGAACACCGUCUUGGGGAUUGUCAGCCUCUCCAGCCGCAGUUCACUCCUCUGUCCCUUGUCGCUAAAUGGGAGCCUGGGCCUCCGGACAGAGCCUCCUGUCACACUGCCACACCUGCGCUAUGAGGCCUCUCUGGACUACCACACCAGUGCCAUCUUGGCCACAGCACUAGAGACGCUCACCGUUCCCUACCGACUCCAGGCCUCGACCAUUUCCAUGGCAAAUCUUGCUGAGGCCCUGAAUUUCUCAGGAAGGAAGGUAGCAGCUGCAAUGGCCGCCAUACCGUUUCCUCUGAUGCAGGGACAAUCCCUUCCUGACGCUUUGUGCAGCCAACAGCCUGCCGUGCCUUGGAGCACCAUGUCUUCGUGCCGAGAACAAAGCGACAGCCACUGUUUUGCACAGUCCGUUGUGCUGAGAGGAAUCAGUAAGGAAUACCAAGUCAGCCGCCCGCUAUCAGGCACUGAACCCAAGUCUGUCCUGCACAUGUGUGACACCGGGCAGGAGGUCCUGGCCCGCUACUUGUACAUGGCAUCCCCCAGAACCUUCAGCACCUCACAUUUGCUGCAAAGCCCUACGAAGCUGUCAGCCCCAUAUCCGCAGUAUUUCUCCCCUCUCCUGAACAAGCAGGGAUUCCUCUUGGAGAAGCUGCCCCACACCUCUGCAGCCGUUGAAAGCAUUCCCGUCUUCACCGCCCUCCAGUCGUCUGCCGUCCUGCGACGAACACUUAGGAACUUUUACGACGAGUUGCAUCAAGUGGAUGUCCGGCGCUGGGCCAGCUUUUUUUCGGCGGGUGUUGAAACAGAUGACUUCCAGGAAGCCUUGGAGGAGCUGAGGACACUGUCCCACUGUUACAAGCAGAGCGAUUCGGCAGAAGAUUCAGAGGAUGAUAUAGACUGAUGGCUUUCCAUGGUGCCUUCCACAGACAUUUCGGAAUAAUAAUAAACACACUAAAGCACCUGUUUUUCUCCUGAA
This is a messenger RNA of Anolis sagrei ordinatus, 1869 nucleotides long. Lineage: Eukaryota; Metazoa; Chordata; Lepidosauria; Squamata; Anolidae. The record is from RefSeq and is a predicted model, not a curated record.